GUAUGUAUGUGUGUCUCAUGGCAUUUGGUGGCAUACAGCCAUUUCUUGUUGUCUGAGUUAAUAUUACCAGUAGUAAUAAAAUUAUGAAUAUAUGUUUUUAUAUUUUGUAUGAGUGUUUGUGUAAAAUGGACAUAGGUUUGUUGUGGAUAAAAUAUUUUAAAAACAGAAACAAGUUAGCCAUCCCAUCUGUCAUUGCUCAGUCUAGUGACACAAUACAAUUUUACUUCAAGGUUUACUUUAAUUGAAUUUCUGUGUGCGUGCGUGCGUGCGUGCGUGCGCGUGUGCGUGCGCGCGUGUGGUCAUACCUCUGCAGUGUGAGUGUGUAAUCUCUGACACACUUCUUCAGCAUUUUUCUGAUCCUCUUCUAAUGACUUGAAGGUCAUGAAUGCAUUUGCAGUCGGGGUUUAUGCAUACACACAGAGCUCUCCAGACACCAGGACUUUUCUGCUGUGUGUUCCACAAACACACUGUACACCAUUGUACACUCUCAGAAAAGAGUAGUAUAUUAAACUGUACAAAUCCCACCUUGUUGCUGGGAUAGUACCCUUAUCUUUUACCUGGAAAUGUGGAUAUGUAGUGUACUUUAAAAAUGAUUUAAGGUACAUAAUUGUACCAUAAUUACCCUUUAGAGUAAAGCUUUAAAGGUUUACUACACACAUUUUUCUAAAAAAAAAAAAAAAAAAAAAGGUACAGAUUGUUUACCCUUCAGGUUACAACUCCACUGACAAGGAAAGGUACAGUUAAUGCCAACAGUUUACAUACAUCUUUUUCACAACUCCACACAUUUUAAGUUCCUGUGUUUUCAGGUAGGGGAUCUACUUUAUUUCCAUAAGAGGUCAUUUCAAAAUAAUAGCUAAAAGAUGGAUUUAAUAAAACUCUUGUUGUAGCCUUCCACAAUUCUCCCGCAAAACACAAAUACCUUUGUGAGAGAAUGCAGAGUUUCUCAGGGAAAGGAAAUGUUAUGCAUUGGAAAAAAAAAAUUUCCUCCCAUCUUGUUUUUUUUUUUUUCCCACUAUGUCCCUGUUGGGCUCCCUACAGUUGAACCUUUCGAGACAAAGUUCUUUUGAGUCGCCUGGAUUUUUCCAUGGUGUCAAGGGCAAAAAGGCACUGGCUCUAAAAUAGAGCCUGAGUUGUACUGUCUUUACAUCAAUUUCUGGAAUCUUCCAGACUGUUUAAAGAGACAGUCAACUUGGUGUAAGUAAACUUCUCAUCCAGUGGAAUUCUGAUACAGUGAAUUAAAGCUGAAAGAAGUCGCUAUCUAACCGAAAUGACCUCUGCUGUGAAUAAAGUCGGUACCCUACUUGACUUGCGAAAAGAAAUGUGUGGUAACAUGAAAUGAGAUUGAAUAUCUUUAGCCUAGAUGUAGGGAAACUUUUGACAUCAGCUGUACAGUUCAGUACCAUUUUGUUUGACAGUGGUAGUGUUUGAUUGCAAUUCAUUUUUCAUUCUACUCAUCAACAAUUUAAUUACAAUAAUUCUUUAAUAUAGCAAAUGUAGUGGAACAUAAAUAGAUUCAUUGUGCUAAUAUAAAUAACUAAAUAACUGUUAAUUUAACAUUAAGGAAAAACAAUUAGUAUGGGUAACAAAUUGAGAUUUUUAUUUUUAUAUAUAUAUAUACACAUACACACACACAUAAGCAUUGUGCUUGCACAGCUGAUGUAGUACUUUUAUCUGAAACAUCCUGGGCUGUUAUGGGUGUAUAUCUGUGUGUGUGUGUGCGGCUUUGUGUGUGUUGUGUAUUUUGGAAACCAGGCGAUGAAAGGCUUAGUGUGUGACUCAGUGAGUGUAAGCUUUGUGGCUCUCCACAACAGGCUGCACACUACGGAGCAGCAAAGACACACACACAGCUCAUGAGUGCAAAAGAAUACUGCAGGUCAGUGUGUUCACUAUAUGAUCAUUUCACGUGUGUGCAUGUGUGUGUGAGUGAGCAUCAUUGAUUAUGCAUUGUAUUGUACAGUAUUGCAUAUUUAUCAUUAUAUUUAAGCAAUAUCACAUGAGCAGGAGUGCUGUUGUACUGAAUGUCGGCAUGCUGUGAUUCAGAGUAGACACGAUGCCGCAGGUGAUAUUCAGUACAACAGAACAAUUGUGAGUGUGAUAUAGUUUAUAUACAACAGUUCUGUAACAAGAAAUUGUAUUAUACCUAAUUACUAUUAUAGUAAAUAUCAGCACAUUUAGAACGCUGCUUAUCCAAUUAAAUUAGUGGCCUGGAAGCAACCUUAGUAUAAUAACUCCUGAGUCUUUACCUAAGCCAUAAUAAUACACAUUCUAAACCAUCUUACAUAACAAACAACAUGCACAACAUUUCACAGUAUCUUAAAUUUAAACAGUGUUCGGUGUUUUGAACCGUAAACGACACAGUCCGAAAAGUGUGUAACACUUAAACUGGAUCUAAUUAAACCUCUUUUAUUGGGACAAACUUCAAACAUUUGUUGUAGUUGUUGAGCAAUCACACGUAACAGUUGGAAGACCAGAUGACGUCUAAGAGCUACUGCUGCUGAAAUCCCGAUAAUUCCAUCAGCAUGUCAACAGUGACACGAUGGUUUGUCAGCUCUGUACUCUAGCAAAUUGCAUUUCAAAUAAAUUUGAGGUUAAUCUGCAGAUUGCCACAGCGUCCUCCUGAAUUAUUGGCACCCUUCAAUAAAAAAGAAACCGCUGGAUUCAAAAUUAUUGGCACCCUUGCACUUUAUAGUUUGUGAAACCUGUGCUGGAGAGCCGCUUCCUGUAACGUCUAAUGAGGCUGGUGGUAGCGGGAUCUUGGCACACUCAUCCAUGAAGAACAUUUUAAACUCCUUUGUAUUCUUAGGACUGUUCAGUCCACAGGUUUUCCAGAUAACAAGUAUGCAACCUCAUUUAUACGCCAGGGAAUCAGGACAUGGUUAAAGGAAACUCAGUUCUAGGGGACUGAGAGCACAUGGAAAAUAAAUUUUUUCAAGAAUGUUCAAUGUGCAUCUUUUUAAAAUAUAUAAACAACAACUGUGCAGUUAAAAGUAGUGAAAUAUAGGGACUAUAAAUGAAUAUCUUUGUGAUGCCUGUUUGAUUCACGCAAUAUAUACGACAUAAACAUCCUGAAACUGUCAAUCUGUGCUUUAAUCUUAAAAGAACCAAAAUAAAAAGUGCAUCAAAUUAUUUACUCAUUAUUUACUUUUCGUUAAUUACUAAGUGUGAUUUUGUGUGUGUGUGUGUGUGUGUGUGUGUGUGUGUUCGGUUUUGUUUGUCGGCAAAAGAAUGGGCAGUCUGGAUGAUGUUCCCUUUAAGGUUCCACUGGGUUCUCUGGAUGAGCCUCUGUGCAUGAUGGAGCCGAUCAUUGCCCACGAAAUCAUCAUUCCAGACUACCACCAAAAACUGCAUGACCUGCAGUAUGACUUCUGUCUGGAGAACUGGGUUCUGAAUGGGUUCCAUGCUCCUUCUAAUAAGCAUGUUUUCAUUCCUGAGUGUGGUUCUGUGCUUCCGACUUGCCCUCCAUACUGGCUCCUGUUUAGCAGCCCUCAGGAGAGGCGCUCCACACACCUCUGCAGAAAGGGUUUAUGUGACAAAGGACAGCGACAGCGCAGCCUGAGCUGGAGUUCGGCGGACCUGAAGAGACGCCACCUUCCCCGUUUGCACUUCCUCACUGACAACUCGGCACGCGAGGCUGCUGGCUACAGCGAGGAUGACGAGUGCUCCUCCACUGAGGAAGAUCGAGGUUUUCGCUCUCAGAGCAGAGAAAGAGCCAAAUUUUCACUGCUUCAAGAGGCUCAGAGGCCCGUGUCACCCCGAGCCCCGAUCCACACUCACAAGAACUCCACCAGCUCUCUGAAGGAGACGAGCAGCCCCCCGAGCCUGAGGUCCUCACGACCUCACAAAAAACACAGCUCAGGGAACUCCAGUGGAAAACGAAACAUCAUCACCCACAAACCACUUACGACACACUCCAAGCUCCAGCCCAGACCCUCCUCAGCCGGCCCGCAGCCCUCUGCUCACCAAUACAAGUCGUCCCUGCAGGCUGCUCGUCCACACACUUCUCAUGGAGAUCGCCACUCUGUCCCAGACUCAUCAGUGGAGCUGCUGUAUGCUCUGAGCCAAGAAGAGAGAGAACUGGUAGAGAGCAUCACUGCUCAGGGAUACACACUCCGUUCUGCCAUCCUGGCUCUGCAGCGCACUGGCACACGUAGUGCAGAGCAGAUUCUGAACUAUCUGUUGGCCCGUGAUCGUCUGUGUGCACUGGGUUAUGAGAAAACUCAGGUGGAGGACGCUCUGGAGAUGUAUCAGAACUGUGAGAGCAAGGCUACAGAGUUCCUGCGAUUGCUGGCUCAGUUCUGUGAAAUGGGCUUCCAGCAGAGCACCAUUAAAGAGGUUCUGCUCUUACACAACAACCACCGGGAGAGAGCACUGGAGGAACUCGUGACGCAUGUCACCUGAACAUUCUGCAUGGAGACAUGGAUAGACUUCUCAGCACACAUCAUUUACAUAUUAGUAAAUCCAGUUAGAAGGAAAUUGCACUGUUUUAUUGUACUGUUGCACAGUUAACUGUGUUUUACCUUGUGACUAGUUGCUUUUAAAUACCUGAUGAUAAGAAGAUUAUAAUCAAGCUUAAUCAGCCGUGAUGAAGCAGUAAAGCAAUCUUGCAUGACGUGUUGUACAGGACAGAUACUGUGGGUGUAACAGACUGCUGUGAGAUUCCAGGGAUGCGGCGACGGAAAGAAUUCAACGCUAUCUGUAGCAUUUCUCAUGAAGUAAAUGUUCCUUCAUGUAGUAAAUUUCAAGUAAAAUACUCUCCUUUCGAAAGCUGUUAUCAGACAUCAGCUUAAAAUCUGCUGAUUUCACUUCAUUAGAUCUUGAUACAAGGAUACAUAUUUGUAUUCACACACUUUUGCUUUUGUUAUUUAAUAUAUUUCCAGUGCAUACAGUAUAUCCACUUCAUAUUUACACACACAUCAUAUAAUGUAAUCGGUUGACUUUGUACUUAUGCAUAUGAACAAAAAGUACUUGUUGAUAAGCAUGAAUAAAGAAAAUGAAACUGAUAGGGGAAAAAGUUUUCAGACACCACAGAUGAACAACAUUAAUACUUUAUUGUAAAGCUGUUGUUGGCAGUUAGAGCUUUGAGACGUCUACAGUGAGAAGUAAUUUGCUUUUUGCAGCACAGUGUUUCAAUUUUGGCCCGUUCCUCUUGGCAAAUUUCCCCAAGGUUAUGAAACUCUAAUGGACGCACAAUAUCAAAUUUGCAAUUUUAUAUAUUUUCAGUGGGAUUCAAAUCAGAAGAUUGGCUAGCUCUUCAUGCAAGGCCUUCUUAAGUUAUUUUGGAUGUAUGUCUGGGGUCAUUGCCUUUUUUGAACCGUCCAUCUUCUCCCCAGAUUCAGUUUCUCGGCUGAUGAGAUUAAAUUCUCCGCUAAUACUGUAUGUCCUUAUCCUGACGCUCCCACCACCGUUCUUCACUGUGUGUAUGGUGUUCUUGGUAUUGAUCAUACGUGCAACCCUUCUUUCUCCAGAUAUGACAAGCUGAAUUAUUACCAGCGAGUUCUAUUUUUGUUUCAUCUGAUGGAGUAUAUUGUUGCAAAAUUGUUCUGAUUCGAACUCUGGGCUUGUUUUUAGUUGUGCAUGAGAUGUAGGAACAGAGAUGAUUGCAGUGCAGUUCAUUGCUUAUUGUUCUCUGUGUAACUGUUGUUCCUGCUGCUUUCAGGUCGUCCUGCAACUCUUUUCGAGUGACUGCUGGCUUCUCUUUUACCUUCCUGAUCAUUAGUCUGAGAGCAUGCUGUUAAAUCGGGGAAGAGUAGUUGUACUUCCAUGAAUUUUCCACCUGCAUAUUAUUGAACCAGUUGUACUGACAGGGACGUUUAAGGCUCUGUAGCUUUUUCCAUUCAAGUUCCAUUCAUUUAAUAAUGUUGUUGUUAGGAAGUUAAUUCACCGUCACCAUGAUUGCUACUUGUGUGAAAUCUUCCCCACCAAUGGCUUUUAUAACGACACCAGGUGCAAUUCGCAGGAGAACAUUUUCCUGCAUUAUUUAUAUCUAGAACUUGGUUUAUUUUUAUGUAGCGUAUACAUAUAUAUUUUUAAUAUAGUGUCCGAACACUUUUUGUUCUCUAUUAAUUUUUUUUUUCAUAUUUAUAAGCACAAAAUGAAAAGACAUUACAAUUUUAAAUUUGAAGUGGAUAUACACACUGGAAGUAUAUUAAAUAACAAAAACAAAAGUGUCUGAAUACUUAUUUCCCGUCACUGUAUAAUGACUUUAAUAUUGUAAACAAAUAUUUUAUUAAAAAGCAUUUAUAAUAAAUGCUAGUUAAGUCUUUCCUGGUGCAUGAAAGACAUUGUGUUGAUGAAAGAAAUCAUUUAAAAUAAUAAAAAACCUGAUAGUGUUAACGCUCAGGCGAUUCGUCUCUGCACCUCUCAUUCACACACUUUCAUCUUUAGGCAUUUGAUGACCUCAGGAUACAUCAAAGUUUAUGGCAUAAAUGCACGUCAAGUCAAUUGCGUUUGCUUCAGAUGAUAUUAGCAUUUUAAUCAAACUGUUACACUAACCAGUGGAUAUUAUCUGUUCUGUAUAUGUUACUGUAUGGAUAUUGGUUUGUUAUGUAAAAUCUGUAACUAUCGUAUAUAUUGUAUUUAGUAAAUUCCAUAUUCAAACUUUAUUAAGAUUUAUAUGCAAAUUGUAUGCUGUGGUUGCAUUUUAUUUGUAACUAAAAUAAACGUUUCAUUGCAUAAAAAAUGAUUCCAUGGUCCCCAAAAGUGUUCAAAGCCAUAUUUACAUGUAUAUAAUGUACAGAAAUACAA
Molecule: messenger RNA, 6744 nt
Organism: Pangasianodon hypophthalmus (striped catfish)
Lineage: Eukaryota; Metazoa; Chordata; Actinopteri; Siluriformes; Pangasiidae
Gene: ubap1la
Product: ubiquitin associated protein 1-like a
Exons: 5
Coding region: 3226-4398 (390 amino acids)
Biological process (GO): ubiquitin-dependent protein catabolic process via the multivesicular body sorting pathway
Cellular component (GO): ESCRT I complex
Molecular function (GO): ubiquitin binding
Source: RefSeq, a predicted model, not a curated record